UGCCAGACGCCUCUUGCGACAGUCGCUGCUCUACAUUGCUCGACAUACUGAUAGCUUGCUUAUGAGGAAGAAAGUGGCUCUCGCCUGGUGAAGAAAGAUCAAUGCAGCUGUUCAGACGCACAGAUCAGGCGGACGAGGAGGUCAACGACAGGGGUGAUCAUCUUAGUCAUGUAUCUGGCGGCACAACGCAGGCCGACGCGAGCUGCAACCAUUGUCCUGGGAGGAUCUUCGGCAAGACGUACUGCCGCAUUGUCCUUGUACACUGUCUGGCCGGGACAAGUGGAUGGCGUCGGGUGCUAUGCCGAGUGCCGGGUGUCGCGGCUGUAAGAGGGGCAGCAAAAAGUCGGGUCCUGGGUCCUGUGGCACUGCUUGCGGGGCACCGUGAUGCCCCGCACUCUAAUCGACCCUUUCUCGAUUGCUCGCAUCCCACUGCACCUGGCCCUUCGUCAGGAACCGGGUGGCAGCGCGCCAGGGCAGGCCCACCUGGCAAGAGCGCGCGUCGGGCACGCCAAUGCCUUCGACCCGAAACCGCCCGAGACCCCCGCAUUGGCAGGACCCACUUCCGCCUGAAGCCUUCUUAAGUAGCCCAGGAUUGCAAAGCUUGCCCGCCUUCCCCUUCUUCACUUCUCCUUCGUACCGAGUCACCCUUGACGACCAACACCACCACUCAUCCACUCCUCGUGUCAUAGCCCAAUAUCACCUGUUGCAGCUU
Microstroma glucosiphilum is the source of this 712-nucleotide messenger RNA. RefSeq lists its product as hypothetical. The record is from RefSeq and is a predicted model, not a curated record. Bases 102 to 581 code for a protein of 159 amino acids. Lineage: Eukaryota; Fungi; Basidiomycota; Exobasidiomycetes; Microstromatales; Microstromataceae. The transcript has 2 exons.